Molecule: messenger RNA, 1082 nt
Organism: Effrenium voratum
Lineage: Eukaryota; Dinophyceae; Suessiales; Symbiodiniaceae
Source: the annotation of a GenBank genome assembly
CUGAAAGAAGGAAACCGCGAGCAAGCAACUCCGCGCAUGGCGUCAGUUUGCUUACGUCAAAGGCGUGUCCUUAGAGCACCAGUGCCAGUUUCAAAAGGCGUUUCUGAAUGAUCUGGAAUUUGUGCCUGUGCCGAGCCGCAACCGGCGCUCAUGUCGGGGCAUUCGGAUGGGGAGGCGCUUUCGGCGGAGUCCAGCGGCCUGGCCUUUGGUGAGGUCAUCCGCGACUACGUGCCAAAUCCGGCAGCCUCCUGGCGAAGUGGCCGACCCGAUUUCUUGCAGGUCAACCGGACCUUCUUCGAGCACCGAUCGCUGGAGCACGAGGUUGGCUCGCUGGAGGCCGUGGUUAGCAAGCUGAUCAAGAACUGGGCAGUCGAGACACAUCAUGUGGCAGAUGUGCAUUUGUGGAAGACGAUGGACAUCUCCAAGUUCCAGGCUGCUGUGAAUGGCGGAUGUCCUGUACUUUCACAGCAGAUGGCCGACAUGGGGGCUUGUAACCUGUUUCUUGGCGAGUCAGAAACGUACAAUUGCCGUUUGCACAGCUUUGAGUCGAUGCAGAAGGUGUUCCGCGCUGCUUUUCCCAUGGGCUUUGCCUGGGAGUGCUUGGAGGUCUUCUCAGGACCGCCUACUGUUGUUUUCAAGUGGAGGCACUUUGGCAAGUACACUGGUGUGUUCACGGCCAAGAGCGGUAAGAAGUACAAGGGGAAUGGACAGAUGCUGAGCAUCGUCGGCAUGUGCAUUGCCAAGGUUGAUACAAAAUUGAUGCUCACGGGUUUCGACGUCUACUACAACCCAGAAGAGCUGACGGAGCUUCUCACUACCAUGGUGGAUGCCAACUGGCGGCCAUUGGGCGACGAAGAAGCUGUCACCUGGCGACUGGAUGGCACCUCCCAGGGAGGUGGCUGCCGGAACAAUUCAUGUGUCCUCAUGUGAUGGCCGGCCAUCUUCCUUGUACAGAACUUGAGGCAGAAUGCCUCAUGCCAAUUGAGGAAUUGAAGGGAACUAUGGCUUGCCUCCCAGGUACUUUUUGUUUGACGAUGUUCAAACAGACUCGUGCCGUGACUGGCAUGCUUGUCAAUGAGACA